CGCUCGUCGCUCGAUCAUCUUGUUUAUAUUUCGUUUUUCGCAAGAAAAUUAAAGAAAAUGUCAGGACGUGGAAAGGGAGGAAAAGUCAAGGGAAAGGCGAAGUCCCGUUCGAGCCGUGCCGGUCUUCAGUUCCCCGUCGGCAGGAUCCAUCGUCUCCUCCGUAAAGGAAACUACGCCGAACGCGUCGGUGCCGGAGCUCCCGUCUACCUCGCCGCCGUCAUGGAAUAUCUGGCCGCCGAAGUUCUCGAGUUGGCAGGAAACGCCGCCAGAGACAACAAGAAGACCAGGAUCAUUCCCAGACAUUUGCAGUUGGCGAUCAGGAACGACGAAGAGUUGAACAAGCUCCUUUCCGGAGUGACGAUCGCCCAAGGCGGCGUUCUGCCCAACAUCCAGGCGGUCCUCUUGCCCAAGAAGACCGAAACCCUUCAACGCCCCCAAAUCCAAGGAAACGUGCUUUUGACAAAGUCUGGCACGACGGCCUAAUCCAUAAACUAAUCUCCCUAAAACUCAACCCCGCCUUCAUCCUACUCAUGGACUCAUUCCUAUCCAACAGAUCCUGCAAUGUAAAAAUCUCGA
Molecule: messenger RNA, 576 nt
Organism: Zophobas morio
Lineage: Eukaryota; Metazoa; Arthropoda; Insecta; Coleoptera; Tenebrionidae
Product: histone H2A-like
Exons: 3
Coding region: 58-483 (141 amino acids)
Biological process (GO): heterochromatin formation
Cellular component (GO): chromatin; nucleosome
Molecular function (GO): DNA binding; structural constituent of chromatin; protein heterodimerization activity
Source: RefSeq, a predicted model, not a curated record